CCAAGUGAAAAUCAGAGUCUCAGAUAAUUGAGAAUGAAUGAAUAAUUAACAACAAAUGCUCUGAGGCCUGGGAGGUCCCAAGGGGAGCUGGCAAGACCGGCCCGACGAGACAAAAAUCUCUAGCGAGCGCUCCAGAAGCAGUCCUGGCACACGCUGGAGCUAGCACCACUGACUGUGCCAGGGCUCACAUCUCUAAUACUGCGCUAAUUAGAACAGCUUGUUUUUCAAACUCCGCUUCAAUCCUGAGGUUGCAGUCACAGAGCUUGGAAGCGGAGCACCCUGUUUAGGGCCCCUCCAGUGCAGCCACAGUCCAGGCCUGCCUCAAGUCCUACUCCUAUGAUUUGCUGCUUUGGCCAUUUUAAUCUUAAAUCUCUCUAGUGGCGCGAGAACCUUGUGCCAGCCUAAACAAAUUCUCGAGACUUUCAGGACCUUGGAUCUUCCAAUAGAAGAGCUGGAACUAGCAUUCUCCCGAAUACCGUGGGGACUUCUUCAGAGUCCACGCCGUGGCUAAACUUUCCUCCCCAGCUCCGCAUAGUUUUUUCCACAAGGGAGCAUUUUCCUGCUCAGGUGCACCGGGGGAUCUCUCCCCCUGGUCUAAGAUCUCCCUGUAUUAGCACUGCUCCCAGCCCGGUCUCAGACCAAGGCAUUCCUGAAAACCACAAAUGGUUUGUCAAAGUGUGGCUUUGCUAGCACUGGGUCUUAGCCUGAGGCAUCUCUUGGGAAACAGAAACUCUCUGGGAUUCUGCUGUCCAGAUCACCUUCCUUGUGCAGCUCAGUGAUGGGAGCUGCUAGGAUACUGAAGUGCGGGACUAAAGUUGGCAGCAAUACUCUAUCAUCCCAAUGAAAGAUCAGGCUUGCUUUGUCACCUGAGGAGCAGGCCCGUCUGGGACAGCUUUGAUUUUAGCAAGCGAAGGUUUGAUCUGAUGCUUCCUACCUUGUGUCCCAGAUUUGACACUUCUGCCAUCCCCUUUACCUUUCCUAUUUCCACUGCCAGCCUGCCCUCCUUUAGACGAUCCAGAACCCACUGCAAGAGUUACACGUUGCUGCUGAGUUUGGUUGAAAAUACAAAUGCCGACAACGUACGCAACAGCAAACCCACCCGUUCCCUUCACUAACCCACCCACCAAAUGCUGAAACGUAGCCGAGGCCCACAUUGUCAUCUUGGGUUUGGUCCCGGAGCAUAGUCCUCAGGCCCACAGCACAUCCCCACUGCAGGAUGGGUGUUUUGUGGUGUAUAACCCAGGCCCUGGGGACCCAGCAUAAUGCAGAAAAAGGAUUUUAAUUUCUCAAUGCAAAACAGACCCAGGCUCCGUCUCCAAGCUCUCACGUGUGUGGGGGGGCGGGGAAGCGGGUGUCAAUGCCACCAGCUGACCACACUGCUUCUGAACCUCUGCCGUUCACCAGCUGCUGACAAGGAAGUGAACUACCACAUGCUGAAAUGGCAGUGUGACCAGCAGGCAUGCAAGCAAUCUCUCCCCAGGGAACGGUCUGAUGCGCCUCCUGAUGAAUCAAAUGUGCAGCCUCAUCUGUGGAUGUGGGUGAACCCUAAUGUGGUUUGCCCCACUGCAAGACAUCUGGGCACGGAUGCGACAGAAGACAGGAGUCUGUCGUCCUCAACAGCUGCUGACAUAAGCUUUUCAUCUCCAAGCCCUUCCUUGGAUUACUCCAACCUCGACUGCUCGGAGGAGGAUCUGCUGUCAUCAGCCAGCGAGGCAGGGAAGUUCACUGAGGAUGAAGAUGCUGCAUCUGUAGACAUCCAGCUCUCUCAGAAGAUGGUGGAAACUCCCAAAUUCAAGGCGAACCUGGCACCCUGGAAAGCAAAGGUCUCCAGAUCUCGGAGCAGGAAGCUCAAGUACACCCUGCAGGCGAAGGCCAAAACCAAGGAGAUCUGGCCUCGCCCCCCCCUUAAUUACUGCAUCCUCAUCACCCUGGCCCUGUACAACAGCGCAGAGGGCAGCCUGACCGUGCAGCAGAUCUACCAGUUCACACGGCAUCACUUCCCAUUCUUCCAGACAGCCCCAGAUGGCUGGAAAAACACUAUUCGACACAACCUGUGCUUCAGCAGGAGCUUCGAGAAAACCACCCGCUUUGUGUGCAGCGAGGGGAAGCGCAAGGCACGCCUGUGGAAGCUGACCACAGACGGGCGCAGGAAGUUUGAGGAAGAGAUGCAGGCUCUACCCACGGAGGCCCUCGCCUUGGUGCACCAAAGCAUGAACGAACCAGGUACAGUCCAAAGGGAGCAACUCUUGUCUGAGUGGUCCAGGCAAGAGGAGCAGUCUCUGGAGACUCUUGUGAGGGAGCUGCAGCUGGGCCACAUCUGUGCGUGCAGGGCCCUAGGGAAAGAGCAGGCUAGGCUGAAUGGCUGACAAAGACAAGCUUUAACCUAAGCCAGGAGAGGGGCUGCCGAGUGGAACCAUCCUCCCUUUGAAUAGACAAGCCACUCGUGCUCCCCCUUGUCUGAACCGUCUGCCUACCCCCAGCACUUGACAGGGCCCCAGAAACCUCUUACAGACCAUUCCACUGUGCACUUCUCCACCAUGAAGAGUCUGGAGGCACGCUAGGGCCCCUCUACACCUUACCUUUAUGCCACAAUCAAUGCACUAAUCACAGUGCACGCAGCAAGGCUGUUACACAUGCACCCAAUUUAAGGCACCAUGAAAUAGUAAACCAGCUACAGAAAUGUUACCUACAGAACACUUUUACAGCCAAGUUGUGUGGCGCUAGAAAUUGAACAAGUGGCACAUUUGCACACUGGGCUUCCUGGAGCCGAUACCCAACAAGCUGAUUGUAGGUACUGCCGCCAGGGCAGGCCUGGUUCUCCAACCCAGCCUGGAGAUGUCUUGUGGGGAAGAGGGAUGGGAAAUCAUAGUUUCCAGGGUCAGAAGGGACCUGAACAGAUCAUCAAGUCUGACCCCCUGCCCUGGGCAGGAACGAGUGCUGGGAUCAUAACACCCCAGCCAGAUAUCUAUCCAACCUCCUCUUGAAAACCCCCAAGGUAGGGGAGAGCACCACCUCCCUGGGGAGCCCGUUCCAGAGCCUGGCAGCCCUAACCGUAAAGUAAUGCCUCCUGAUAACAAACCUGAACCUGCUCUCAGUCAAUCUGUGGCCCUUAUUCGUGGUUAUCUCAGGUGGUGCCCGGGGCAAAGAGCCUCACCUAUUUUCCUCUGUUCCCCCCUGGUGAGUUUAUAGACGGCCACCAGAUCCCCUGUCAGUCUUCUCUUGUGGGGGCCCUUUACUCUAUCUACAGUCAGAGGGCUUCCCUCACCUGGAUGUUAAAUCCUGCACGCAGUGGUUCUGGCAGGGCUGCAGGGUGUGCAGGAUGAGAGGCUCCUGGCGGGGGAGUUGAAGGACUUCCACUGCUGGGGCUGACAAACAGCCGAUCGUUAGCUUGAACAACCCCAGGUAAAUCAAAUCUGGGAGUGUCUGGGGUUGAGGCCAGUCCGCUGUCCCAGGGCAGUCCAGGGUCACACUGGGCUGCAGGCACCUGGCUUUGAAUUAGGACCCCCAGCUUCCCCUGCACCAGCAAGCAGAAAGGGCACACUCAGGAUCUGAUCCCACAUUCAUGCAUGUGUGGCAUAGCAGGAGGCACUACUGCUGGGAUCAGGAUUGGAUCCCAUAGCACUUGAACUGAACCUGUGCCAGGGUGCCACCAGAAAAGGAUGCAUUUGGCUGGGGCAGGGGUGAAAAAAUUAAUCUACAUGAAAGUUAACCCAGGCUGCCUAAGAACUGUCCUCUUCUACACUGAGUGACAGAAAACUCCCACAGAGGAACGUAACCAGCAUUCAGCCGCUGGAACAAGCUUUUGCUGGUGGCAGAGUGACCUUGAGAGCGGGAUCCUGAUGGGCAGCAAGAGCAGAACAGUGAUUUUUAAUGAUGCAGUCAGUGCCCAGGGCAUUGGUUGUGGCCUUAGAUUUCAGCCAUCAACUUUCUCCCCCUUCUCACUCUCUGCAGAGUUGAUGAGCUCUCUGUUCUGUCUAUGAUCCCUACUGGUCAGCUACCACCGAGACAUGGAUCACACAGUUCUCAACCAGGCCUAUUUCCCCAAGUGCUACUACAGUCAACCUCUAAGCACCUGUAGAAGGGUGGGCGAACUGUGAACGGAAACUCUAGUGACUUCACCCCCCAACCUGCAAGGGAAGGAGCUGGCUUUCCCCUAUUUCCAUAGUGGCCGAAGCAGGGCUCUGUAGCUCCUCAACAGCUUGCCCUACGCAAGCGAUUCCCAGCUACAGAGACAAAAAACCUGGAUGCAUGUGACAGUGUUUUCAGUAGAAAGCCUGGGACAGCAGGAAAGCCAGCACCUGAUUUCCAUCCUUUUCCCAUCAGCAGGUGGACAUUAUUCCAAUGAUCACUAUCUGCCACUAGAUAAGCAGCUCUUUCUUUCAGGGGAGAACAGUGCUAAGCUGCCUAUCAUGCUGAAAUCUCAGGGCGUUCAAUCCAACUGCAGUUUCUCACCGCGUGUAUACAACACUCUCUCAUUGUGGGAAGGGGUCCUCUGUCCAGGAAUGGGGGAUAACAGCAAGAAUGUAUUGCUUACAUUUUUAUUUCCCUUUUGCGCUUUGUGUUCUGUAACACACUUUCAAGGUAAAAUGGCUAGGAGCUGAGCACACUGAGCACGAGGCAGUGUCUGGAGCAAAGUUCAGGAAUUCAUGCUCAGACACUUGCAGUGCAAGACUCAGUAAGGAUCUGGAUGCCACGCGCCUCAUGUCCUUGUGUUUUGGGCUUGUACACUGACUAACGUAUGGUGCUACUCUCCCUCGCUGUCUCUUUUGAACUAGAGACAAGAGAGACUCCUAAAGGCAACCUAAGAAAAUAAAGCUGAAUUACUGAUU
Molecule: messenger RNA, 4829 nt
Organism: Alligator mississippiensis (American alligator)
Lineage: Eukaryota; Metazoa; Chordata; Crocodylia; Alligatoridae
Gene: FOXR1
Product: forkhead box R1
Exons: 4
Coding region: 1263-2366 (367 amino acids)
Biological process (GO): regulation of DNA-templated transcription
Cellular component (GO): nucleus
Molecular function (GO): DNA-binding transcription factor activity; sequence-specific double-stranded DNA binding
Source: RefSeq, a predicted model, not a curated record